This is a messenger RNA of Eurytemora carolleeae, 1908 nucleotides long. RefSeq names its product Niemann-Pick C1 protein. The record is from RefSeq and is a predicted model, not a curated record. Lineage: Eukaryota; Metazoa; Arthropoda; Copepoda; Calanoida; Temoridae. The transcript is spliced from 19 exons. The coding region runs from base 107 to 1732 and encodes 541 amino acids. Gene Ontology annotation, cellular component: membrane.
AUUCUGGAAUAUAUGGUGUUCCAUUAAACAUGAAAUCAUAGAAAUCUUCUUUGAACUUUGAUUUGAUCUCAAAAUUCAUCUUUAUCUAUUCUCCAGACUACUGCAGAUGAUCAGAAAAGCUGGAGUCUCCAUCACCGUGACGUCUGUAACUGAUCUUUUUGCUUUCUUCACGGGAUCACUUACAUUACUCCCCUGUGUCAGAUCAUUCUCAAUAGUGUCUGCAAUAGGAGUUCUUUUCUUGUACUUUCUCUCCAGUACUUUUCUUAUAGCUUGUAUCAGCAUUGAAACCUCAAAGGAGGAAGAGAAGAAGGAGGAAAGGCAGUGUUGUUGUUUGAGUCCUGCUCCUGGUUCUACUGACAACUGUACUGCAAGUGGUUCUACUGACAUCUGUACUGCUAGUGGUUCUACAGACAACUGUACUGCUAGUGGUUCUACUCAAGAUUCUACUGAAGAUUCUACGGAGAGCUGUAGCUUCAGUUUGGAUAUGAGGAGUGAGGUUGGAUACCUCCUCACUGAGAGUAUUAUCUUCAAGCUGGCGGUUAUCUGCUUAGCUGGAGGGGUUUUAGGGGUCAGUGUUUGGGGGUCAACCAUGCUCAGGGAUGAUUUUGACCCAGGUGUAUUUAUCCCCAAGGACUCCUAUCUAGGAUUGUUCUACGAGGCUGAAAGGGAAUAUUUUCCUGAGGUUGGGGAUACAGUGGUUCUAUACUUUGCUAACGUUAAUCAUACACAGGAAUUUGUUAGAAUCCGUAAUCUGCUCCUAACUCUAGAGAAGGAGAAACACAUUGCUUUCCUUGAUAAUUGGACUGAGGACUUCAUGAGUUACCUUAAUCAUUAUGUUUUCAAGAAAUCCGGAACUACAUUUAUAGACACAGAGUCCUAUGACAAGUUGUUGAAAAAUGGAACCUUCUUCCAGGAGAAACUUAUCCAGUUCCUUUACUCUAUCAAAGGCUCCCCACGCAGAAGUGUUUUCAAAAAUUUUGACACAAUGGAUGUCAGCUGUGGUGGUUCAGAUACAGUCUUGUUCAGUAACCUCAGAUAUAGACAUGUUCAGUUAGGAGACUCUGAGGAAAGAAUGAAAGCAAUGAUGGCAGUUAAAGAUCUCAUUAAUGCAUCAAAUAUUCAAGGUCACGUGUUUACCAUGUCACGUGAUUAUGCAAAUCUGGAGACGGAGCAAGUGGUGAAAGCAGAGAUAUUCAGAAACAUGACAUUAGUGUUCCUCUGUGUUCUCAUCAUCUCCCUGUUCCUGCUGGCAGACCUCAUCACCUCGUUCCUAGUCGUCUUCACUGUCAUACUCACCCUUGUCAAUAUCAUGGGAUUUAUGCAUUUUCUGGGACUAACUCUAACCGGGUUUACUUGUUUAAUGCUCAUACUCUCAUGUGGACUCUCAAUAGAUUUUGCUGCUCAUGUUGCUCAUGGAUACAUAACCUCCUCAGCUGAGACUAGAAAAGAACGAGUUUUUCAGACAAUAAAGGAAUGUGGUCCAGCCAUCUUUCAUGGGGGAUUUUCAACUUUUGUUGUCUUCCUUCCACUAGCAGCUUCUCAGGGAUACGUUUGUAUGAUGAUUUUUCAAAUCAUGACAAUGACUGUUUGGUUUGGCCUCUUCAAUGGCCUAGUGUUAUUACCAACCCUUCUCAGUCUCAUUGGUCCAGUUUCUGGGGUCAAAUCAAAACAAAAUGACGUCACACUGACUGGUCCUGUCACCGGAAUUCAAGAGGGAUAUACUGUUGACUGACGAGAAUAUUAAAUCGAAAUAUGUUUUAGAAACAGUUUUAUAAAUGUUAGGAUAAUUAAUGGAUUCAGAAAAAAAGCAGAUUUAGGAUAAUUGAUCGCAGAAAAAUUGUAAAUCUGACUUUUUUUGUGACGAUCUUGUUUAAAAAUAAUUUGUUGUUAGACUUAUUUUAGUAAAAU